AUGGUCAACUAUCCAGACUUCGACUCACUGCCACCAGUCGAGGGCCAGCCUCAAGGGAAUGCCUGGGCAUUCUGGGGCAAGGGCGAUCAACUCGGAACAUUAAACCUCCUGACUCCCGAGGUCAUUCGAGAUGCGUCCCGAGAAGUAAAAGCCGGGAAAUCCAUCCAGCUGGACCUGCGGCUGGACCACUUCGACUAUGGGAUCGCGGGCCGAGAGAGGUUUCAGCAGACGAUUGUGGACUUCAAGGAGCGAAACAAGGGCGGUCAAUACGAACUCGUCGGCCACGACGACGUGGUCAAGUUCAACACGCAGAGCAGUUCCCAGUGGGACGGUCUUCGUCAUGUCGGCCUGCAAAACUCGGAAACCUACUAUAACGGGAUGAAACAUCGGGAGAUCGACGAGGAUACCACAGGCAGGCUUGGUAUUCACAACUGGGUCGAGAAUGGCGGGAUCGUGGGCAGAGGUGUCCUUCUGGAUUACCACCGAUGGCGGCAAGAAACGGGCAAACCCCCAGUCAAAAUCGACUCUUCGUUUGCCAUCACGGUGGACGAACUCGACGAGGUGGCCAAAUACCAGAACCUCGAGCUGAAAGUGGGCGACAUCUUGAUCAUCCGCUCCGGGUUCACGGCGUGGCACGAUUCCACGCCCUCCAGCGAACGCGUCGAACCCUGGGACAGGGGCGAAUUCAUUGGGCUCGAGGCGUCCAUGAAGUCUGUCAAGUGGCUGUGGAACCACCACUUCGCCGCCGUCGCAGGGGACUCGCUGGGAUUCGAGGUGUGUCCCGCGCCGUUUGGGAUCAAAGACAGAGUCUGUCUUCACGAAUGGUUGUUGACGCACUGGGGGUGUCCGAUCGGCGAGCUGUGGAAUCUGGAGAAGUUGUCCAAGGUCUGCGCCGAGGUUGGACGGUGGUCGUUCUUCUUCACGAGUGCGCCGCUCCAUGUGUUUGGUGGUGUUGGCACGACUCCAAAUGCGAUAGCUAUCUUGUAA
Fonsecaea nubica is the source of this 987-nucleotide messenger RNA. RefSeq lists its product as hypothetical. The coding region runs from base 1 to 987 and encodes 328 amino acids. Gene Ontology annotation, molecular function: arylformamidase activity. NCBI's taxonomy places the organism in Eukaryota, Fungi, Ascomycota, Eurotiomycetes, Chaetothyriales, Herpotrichiellaceae. The record is from RefSeq and is a predicted model, not a curated record. The transcript has 3 exons.